Molecule: messenger RNA, 1269 nt
Organism: Folsomia candida
Lineage: Eukaryota; Metazoa; Arthropoda; Collembola; Entomobryomorpha; Isotomidae
Gene: aay
Product: phosphoserine phosphatase
Exons: 7
Coding region: 16-939 (307 amino acids)
Biological process (GO): L-serine biosynthetic process; dephosphorylation
Cellular component (GO): cytoplasm
Molecular function (GO): L-phosphoserine phosphatase activity; magnesium ion binding
Source: RefSeq, a predicted model, not a curated record
ACGGUUCGGUUCGUCAUGUGCUUUGGGUUGAUGAAAUUUCUACACACAAUUGGAUCACUCACCGAAUUACGGAGUCUAAUCGAAAGUCGGUUCACAAUUUAUGGGGUGUCCAGGAUUUAUCACGUGAUUGCAGCUAGGUCACAGAGACGCACAGUGACCACUUAUCAUCACUACCUCAACCACAACCAAACUCAUCCCCCACUCAACCCACACUUAUCAUCUCUACAACUUACCCGAACCUUAUCUUCUUCUUCAGCCAAGAUGAGCAAUCUCAACCAAGCGAAAAACAUUUGGAGGAAGGCGAACGCCGUUUGUUUCGACGUCGACUCCACCGUCAUUCAAGAAGAAGCGAUCGACGAGCUGGCCAAAUAUUGCGGAAAAGGGGAUGAAGUCCAACAGUUAACGAUGGAGGCGAUGAAGGGCGGGAUGGACUUUCGCCAAGCCCUCGCCAUCCGACUGGACAUCAUCAGACCGACGUCGACCCAACUACGUAAUUUCAUCCACGGCGAGAAGCACCGUCUCACGCCUUACGUCAAAGAACUCGUCUACGAGCUUCACAAACGGGAGAAGGAAGUCUACCUGAUCUCUGGCGGGUUUAAAAGCAUAAUUAUCCCAGUCGCCAAAGACUUGAAUAUUCCGACCUCCAACGUGUACGCGAACAAACUCAAGUUCUACUACGAUGGGGAAUACGCCGGCUUUGACGAGAACCAACUCACCUCCCGAAGCGGCGGAAAGGGCGCGGCGGUUCGCGACUUGAAGGAAAAACAUGGCUACGAGACCGUCGUCAUGGUCGGGGACGGCAUGACCGAUUGGGAAGCAGCCCCACCAGCAGAUCUGUUCAUUGGCUUUGGUGGCAACGCGUACCGACCCGAGGUUAAAAAUAAGUCGAAAUGGUACGUCACAGAUUUCCGCGACCUCGUCAACGAGCUUAGAGACUAAUUUGGAAGGAAAAAAGUAGCUUUUUUUUAAACUGUAACGUUAAGUUUUUUUGUUCGCAUCUCGCUUUUUAUUUACGAUUACACAAAACCGACUGUUCUACACUGUACAAUAUUACGUAGGAGAAAAAAGGAAAUAUUUUAUCUACUGAGACCUUUAUACUUGUUAAUAACAUAUUUAGAUUAGAGGACAGGUAAUGAAUUAUGUAAAUAAUUGUGUAGUAUUAUUUACCCAUUAAAACAUACAUAGCUCUCUUUCUCUCUCUGUAAAAUAUACACACAGUUUAAUUUAAUUUAGUACGAAGACAAUUAAAUACAAAUCUAUACACAUGGA